UCACGUCGUCGAUGUCGUAGUCAGGAGCUUCUCUGGCACAUCGCGGCGAUUAUAAAGAACGAAAAGAAAAAGGCUCUCUUUACACGUAACGUUCACCUGCAGGCUGCAUCUCUCUCUCUCUCUCUGUCUCUCGCUCGCUCGCUUUUGGCUCUGAAAUGAUCGCAUCCACGGCUACAUAGUCUCUUGCUGCUUUUUCUGCGCAAUGGCUGCGAAUCAGUUCGAGGAGAACAUCUUUUAUCUGUAAUAGGAGAGGAUGGCUGCUUAGACUCUUAGUGAUAUCGUAACUUUCAUGUCACGAUGGUCGCGUAUUGGUUUAAUGAUUGUGGGCAAACAAAAUAUCCAGGGCAUUCUGGAUGGAAAAGGCAGUGUACCUGUCAGUUGUCCAUGUUUCAAGCUACUAAAGCCCAGUUUUGAUGAGGUCAACCAACACUGUUCUAUAGAUAUUUUGCCAAUUCUUCUGGAGGAGGCUUCAUUUCCCGAAAGAUUAAAUUGCCCCUCUCACAGUUCACAUGGCCAAGAUGUCUACAGCAUUUCAGUGUUGUCUGGUGAAGGCAACAGUCCACAAUGUGCUUCAGAGUUGGCAUUUCUAAGCUUCUUGGAAGUUGCUAAUCUAUCCAAAAAUCAGGCGUGCUUGGAUGCACAAUUGAAUUGUCAGAACUGCAUUGAUUUGAAAACGAAAAGCAUUGAUGCUAUUCCCCCAUGCAUUAUCGAUAAAAAUAUAGAAAAGAUUCAUUCAAAAACAGCUGAAUCCACUGAUGAAGCUGUUGAAAGUUUAAAAGGCGAGGGUGUGCUAACUAGGGUGUUGUGGAGACAGGCAAGCCUUAAAAUAGGUGGAAAACUAAUGCAACUUUUGACGAACCAUGGCACUUCAAGAGAUAAAUCAGUGACUGAGAGAGCCCAUGAUACUCCAAAUAAUCGAUGGAGAAGGUAUAAACGUUCUGCUUCAUUCGAUUCAAGGAAGAUCUCCUUCGAUUCAAGAAAGAUCGUUCUCCUAUUUUCAAUCUUGUCAAGUUUGGGAACAUUGGUACUGAUAUAUCUGACGUUGAGAGUUAGGCAGAUUGGUGAUGGUUAUGUUCAUGUCUGACGUUGAGAGUUAGGCAGAUUGGUGAUGGUUAUGUUCAUGUCUGAUGUGUCUUGGUCUUGCCUUUUCUGCCUUCCAUUUCUUGCUUCUACUUGUUUUUAUGAAGUUCUCUUGAACUACUGUUGAAGUUCCCUUCAUAAUGUUCAUACAAACAUGUUAACCAUGUGCCCUCUGUACAUAAGUAGUGUCAUCCACAUUCCUUUUCGUUUCUUGUAUAAUAAGCAACUAUCAUGAGCUUUUCUCAAUCUUCAUGUUUCUGCUAGGUGUGCUAGGUGUCCAUUGUGCUAUCCUCCUAUUGAAAUCCGAUGUGGAAUAUUGUGAAAAAGAGUAAUGCUACUCUGCACAUCCAUUUAUCACACAUUUUGCUUCGGUUA
Messenger RNA from Alnus glutinosa, 1455 nucleotides. RefSeq lists its product as uncharacterized. The record is from RefSeq and is a predicted model, not a curated record. Lineage: Eukaryota; Viridiplantae; Streptophyta; Magnoliopsida; Fagales; Betulaceae. The transcript is spliced from 8 exons. The coding region runs from base 290 to 1084 and encodes 264 amino acids.